AUGAACGGAAACUCUUCAGACCACAGUCGAAAGCCCUCAGUCACCAUCAGCGCCAACGGCCCUAAUAGCUACGCUGCAAACGGCGGCCCUGUUGGCGGAGCAAAAGCCGGCAUCCAGUUUGGCUUCUCAGAUUCGCCUGCCAUGCAGCAUAGUACCCCCCAGCCGACGACCGCGGCGCCCAUCCCCAUCCCUGGGAACAGCAACCCGCGCGUCCAGUCGCCUGCGCAUUCUCCCUCCCCUAUUCCGCAGCCUUCUGCCAGCGGCGGUAAGCCUCCGUCUACUGGACCGGACGGCGGAUUCAGAAUCGGUAGCUUCGGUGGCGAUGGCGAGCGCCACAUGAGACCCGGCUCUAUCUCUCAGAACGCCGGCAUUGCUCUCGGUUCCCAGUCUCCGCAUAUGCGACAUAACUCUCAGCACAGCGAUAUGGGAAAUCAUGGGAACCAGGGCCCGAACCGUGGCGGCUUUUCACAAGGCGGUCGAGGUCGAGGUUCAUUCAAUCCUCAGUACGGCCAGCAGAUGGGCUUCCCACCCAACGGCGGCCAGUAUCCUCGUGGCCCCAGUCAAGGUCGCGGUGGCAUGCCUCCUCAAUACGGUGGCCGCCCUGGGAUGCAGCCGUAUCCCAACUCUCCUCAACCAGCACGCGGCAGCCCAGCCCUCCCUCCAUCUAUGCCAAACCAGGGCACUCCGACUAUGGCUCCUGCUAUGCCCAUCCCUCCCAACCACGGAUUUCAGCACCAGUAUCCGCCCCCUAUGGGCACUGGCUAUCCUCCACAAGUAUUUGCCCCUCCUUUCCUUCCGCAAGAUCUUUCUAUCAAGUCACAGAAGAAGAAAGGCAUCCGUCGCGACUUCGAGAAAUCAUCUCAUUUGCGGCCGCUUAACUCUUCACAAAAGAACUCCAUUCGUGACUUCAAUAACAAGGCACCUCGACGCUUGAGUAAGCGUUGGGAGCCUAUGGCGGAGUCUGAUCCACGAUCCGGCGGGACUUGUCCUCCCGAGUCUCUGGAUAAGCCUCCUCUGCCACUGCCCCCUGUUUCUGCGAUUUCUUCUCUCAAGAUGUCAACCGUUGUCGACCUAUCGCCGGCAAGCGGUAAUUUUGAUCGCUUACUAACAGCACAAAAACAGAACUAUGGAGCAUACCCCCAGAUGGACCACAUGGGUCGCCCUCUGAGCAUGGGUUAUCCUACCUACCCUCCUCAGAUGCACUACAUGAACGCACCGCCCCAGUCACCAUCUCCUGCUGGUUUCGCAAACCCCUACGUACCUAACCAAUACGCACCGCCCCCUCAGGCUCAGCCUAUGUCCCGCAACUCCUCUCAGAUCUCGGAGCGUCCCGCUUCGAGCACUGGACAGAGCCAGCCCGUGAUUGCUCAGGGCACUCCUCAACUUCACAACGCUCAGCCCAAGGCUCCUGUGGUUGCCUCUUCGCCUGCAUUCGUGCGACCAAAGAAGAGCGCCGCGAUUGUCAUCAAGAAUGCGGCUGGUGAAGAGGUGAACUUCAGCAACAUCAAGGCGCCUGCCUCGCCUGCUCCCAGCAUCCAGCAGUCAAAGACACCUCCAGUUGUUGCCUCGACACCAACUCCUCCGCCUAAGCCCUCCACCCCAGCCGCUGCAACCCACGCCCGGACCGACAGUGCCGCUACUGGCAAGUCCGCGGAACAGCUCCGCAAGGAAUUCCAGGAACAAGUUAGAAAGCAAGCUGAAGCGCCAUCUGAAGUAAAAGCUAAGGAAGAGGAGGCUGCCAAGGCUGCCGCCGACAAGGCUGCUGCUGAGAAGGCUGCUGCUGAGAAAGCCGCUGCCGAAGAGAAGGCUAAGGAGGAAGAGCGCAUCAAGCAAGAGGAACUCGCCAAAGCUGAGCAGAAGGCAAAGGAAGAGGCAGAGGCUAAGGUUGCGCAGGAGGCCAAGGACAAGGCUGAGGCAGAGGCAAAGGCGAAAGCCGACGCUGAGGCCGAGGCAGCUAAGAAAGAGGAGAAGAAGGAUGAUGGCGCAAUGGACGACGAGGAGCUGGAGCGUAUCAUCCGCGAAAUGGAGGAAGAGGAUGCCAGACGAGAGCAGGAGCAGGCUGCCAUCUCAGCAAAGAAGGCUCAAGAGAAGGCUGAGGCCAAGAAGAAUGCCGACGCCCAGAAGGCUACCGAGGCUGCGGACAACGACCGAAAGCUGCGUGAGCAGGAACGUGAGAUGGAACGCCUCGAAGAGGAGAGAGAGCGACAGCGCAAGGAGAAUGAGUCCAAGGGCACAUCCAAGUCUGUCGCUGAGCUUCUGACCGAGAAGAUCUCUGAUCUUACUUUGUCUGACAAGAAGGACUCGGCUGGCGCUGUUGCGGAUAAGCUUGCCAACCUGUCCCUCGAGAGUGGCGACGGUGCUUCCCCAACGACCGCCACUAAGCCGCACACGACCGAGAAGCGAGCGAAGCCUGCUGCGCUGAACCUCACGCCUCUAAAUACUAAGCCCGUGGAGCCUCCUCAGCCUAGUGCUGCUCUCCAGUCCCUGAAGACGUCCCGCUUCCUGAGCGUUAGAGAUGAAGUGAAGUACCCAAUGGGUAUCAACUCGCCAAAUCCGGCUCUGAACGCCGCUGUUGCCAAGAAGGGCAAGGCUUUCAAAUACGACUCUGCCUUUUUGCUGCAAUUUCAGAAGGUCUUCACUGAGGAGCCUUCCAUGGAGUUCCAUCAGCAGGUCAAGACUCUCAUUGGCGACAGUGAAGGUGGCCGCUCGCAGUCUGCUAGAACCCCGGGCGGAGCAGGCUCUGGUCGCCAGAACUCAAGGACUGGUGCCCCUGGUUUCCCGGCUAUGGGCUCUUUUGGCGCCCCCGGUGCUGGUGGCAAGCCUCUACCUCCUGGAACCACGUCGGAGCAGCGAUUCGCCAUGUCCCAGGGUAACAUGGCCCGUCCCAACAUCAACCCUAUGGCCUCUUUCCAGCGUCCUGGCGGUGCAUUCCCCGGAAGCAGCCAGAUGUCUCGCACUCCUUCAUCCUCUAACAUGGGUAUGCCGAACUCUCCUCGCCAGGGAAGCAGAUCGACUCGUGCCGGCAGCAAGCGUGCAGGAUAUGACACUCAGAAUGACGCAAAGGCUGCUAAGACUAUGCCCUUGACCCAAGGAAUGGAACUCAAGCCUAUCACCACCUCGGCUACUGGCUGGAAGCCUACUAGUAUUGGCAGCAAGGCAGGUCCCCCGGCGACUAGCGUGACGAGUGGCGGAGCCCUCGAUCCUGCGAUGGUCCAGCGGAAGGUCAAGGCCGCCCUGAACAAGAUGACUCCCGAGAAUUUCGACAGGAUCUCAGAGCAGAUUCUUACCAUUGCUGCUCAGUCAAAGGAUGAGCAAGAUGGCCGCACUCUUCGUCAAGUCAUCCAGCUUACCUUUGAGAAGGCUACUGAUGAGGCUCACUGGGCAUCCAUGUAUGCUAAAUUCUGUAAGCGCAUGUUGGAGACCAUGAGUCCCGAGAUCCGAGAUGUCACAAUUCUGGACAAGAACGGUAAUGUUGUCAGCGGCGGUGCUUUGUUCCGAAAAUAUCUCCUGAACCGAUGUCAAGAAGAAUUCGAGCGCGGUUGGCAAGUUGAUCUGCCGCAGCCCAAGGAGGGCGAGAGCAAGGAGGCGGCUCUGCUGAGUGACGAGUACUACAUUGCUGCAGCUGCCAAGCGUCGUGGUCUUGGUCUCGUUCAGUUCAUCGGAGAGCUUUACAAACUUGGCAUGCUUACGGAACGUAUCAUGCACGAGUGUGUUCGCAAGCUGCUCGACUUUAAUGGAAUUCCCGAUGAGGCUGAGAUCGAGUCCCUGUCGAAGCUUCUGAGGACAAUCGGUGGCAACCUGGACGCCACAGAGAAGGGCAGACCUAUGAUGGACGCCUACUUCGGCCGCAUCCAGACCAUCGUCGACAUGCCUGACCUGCCCAGUCGUCUCAAGUUCAUGCUCAUGGAUGUUGUGGAUCUGCGUAGGGUACACUGGGUUACCAAGGAAGGUCUCAAGGGUCCCAAGACUCUUGAGGAAAUUCGCGCUGAGGCCGAAGCACAAGCUGCCCAGAAGGCCGCUGAGAAUGCUAGAAGCAGUCAGAGAGGCGGGCCUGGUCGUGCUCCCAUGGGCCGUGGCGAUGCACGAAACUUCUCCUACAACCAGCCUGCGCCCAACCAGGUUGGAAUGGACGAUCUGCGGCGCUUGAAGGGCUCUGCAAGCCGAACAGCAAGCCAGAACGUCACUCUUGGACCGACAUCCAUGUUCUCAUCCCGAAGCAACAGCGGCCGGAGACUUGGCCCUGGCGGUGCUUUGAAUCGUGCUGGAGAAGAGUCAGGAGCCUCAUCGCGAACCGGCACACCACCCACGAGGGAAGCCGCCUCGCACACCAAUGCGUUUGCCGCACUUGCCAAUAUGGAGCCGGAACAUCCUGCCUCACCUCCCUCUACUGCGGCGUCCCCAGCGCUCGCAAAGGUUACUCCUGAUAGUGACAAGAAGGAGAGUGCUUGA
Phaeoacremonium minimum UCRPA7 is the source of this 4449-nucleotide messenger RNA. Its product is annotated as putative eukaryotic initiation factor 4f subunit p130 protein. Bases 1 to 4449 code for a protein of 1482 amino acids. The record is from RefSeq and is a predicted model, not a curated record. NCBI's taxonomy places the organism in Eukaryota, Fungi, Ascomycota, Sordariomycetes, Togniniales, Togniniaceae. Gene Ontology annotation, molecular function: mRNA binding; protein binding; translation initiation factor activity. Gene Ontology annotation, cellular component: eukaryotic translation initiation factor 4F complex. The transcript has 3 exons.